Aspergillus niger is the source of this 411-nucleotide messenger RNA. RefSeq lists its product as uncharacterized. The record is from RefSeq and is a predicted model, not a curated record. NCBI's taxonomy places the organism in Eukaryota, Fungi, Ascomycota, Eurotiomycetes, Eurotiales, Aspergillaceae. The transcript is spliced from 3 exons. The coding region runs from base 1 to 411 and encodes 136 amino acids.
AUGCACGCAGAGGAGAGUGGUUCAGAAUUUCUUCCCAGGCUUGGCUCGGAUAUGAUAUUAGGGAAUGAGAGCGAUAAAAGCUGCCACCAAGCUCUUCCAAUCCUUCGGCACGACACAGGCAACGGUUGUCGACCGUCAGGAUUUCAUCUAGGAAUGAAGCGAAAUCAGUUCGCUAACUUCAUCUCUACAAGAAACCCCCGCGAAGCUUGCCAUGAGCCACAGUUGGAGACCCAGAAUAAAAGUCAGACCAUCAAGUCGGAGACUUCGCCCAAUGCGGCAAAGAUGCAGAUUCUUGUCCAUGCCACCUUGACUGUUACUCAGGUAUACAACUCCACUUUGGAUUUCAAAUCAGUUUCCACUCGGUUCUACUAUCCCGAUGGAUCGUAUAAAAGCGGUUGUCUGCUCAAUUGA